This is a messenger RNA of Podarcis muralis (Common wall lizard), 1806 nucleotides long. It is a transcript of the gene THEMIS, whose product is annotated as thymocyte selection associated. Gene Ontology annotation, cellular component: cytoplasm; nucleus. The record is from RefSeq and is a predicted model, not a curated record. Lineage: Eukaryota; Metazoa; Chordata; Lepidosauria; Squamata; Lacertidae. Gene Ontology annotation, biological process: T cell receptor signaling pathway.
AUGGCUUCAAGCUUGAAGAAUUUCAUCCAUUCCUUGGAUCCAAACUCUCUCCCUCGGAUCCUGCAAAUCCAGUCUGGCUUUUAUGAUGAAGGUUCAAUUUAUGAAAAGUGUGGGCAUGAAUGCUGCUUGUCAACUGGAGAUGUGAUUAAAGUUGUUGGAUUAAAAGUUAAGAAAGUCCUGGCAAGCAACUGUGAAAGUGAAGAUGAUGCUAGCUUCUGCUCCACUACAGUUGAGCUACCUUUACAUUUUCCAGGUCUUUGCAGGAUAGUGGCUGAUAAAACACCCUAUGUUAGUGUUGAAGAAAUUGUGAAAAAAGUUUUGAUUGGAUCAACACAACUGCAACAUCCCUGCUUCUAUUGCUCUAAGGAUAUAAAAGUAGAAAACCUGACCAUCAAACGGGGUGAGAAGAUCAUAUUCAACUCUGUGGAAGUCAGCAAUGGGAUAUUGACUGUACACUGUAGAUUAAUGAGGGAUGGCCAACUCCAUGCCUUUGUAUUGCCCAUUUCACAAGAAGGUGAUUUCUAUGAAUGGGAAGAUGACCAGACUUAUACCCUGAAAGAGAUUGCCAAAUGGAAAAUCCCAAAGAGCAGAAGUCGGAGAGUGACAUUUACUCAUAUCUGCAAAGCUAGGAACUCUACCAACUUGCUUCCUGUGGAUUUUGAUGGCUGCAUUGUUCUGACACCAAUAUAUGAAGUACAAGCAGCGAUGAAAUUUCAAAAAGAGACUGUUUACUUCCUUUCAGAUUUAGAUGUUGAAGUCAAAGACGUCACUGACUGUUACAAUAUGCACAGUUUCCUUCAGCCAUUGUCCAUGGAAGAUAUUUUGGAAAGGACGUGCAAUGAAUUUCCUAUCGUUGUUGCGGUAAUUGAAGGCUCUGUCAGAAAUAAGCAAUCGUAUAAUAUUUUGUGUCCUGGUAGAGAAAUAGUCAUUUACAAAAAGUGCCAGGCAACACGGAUCUUAGCAUCUGAGAUCAAAGGCGAUUCCUAUCAAAGGCACUUUUUAAUUCCUACCAGCUAUAAAGGGAAGUUCAAAAGAAGACCACGGGAGUUUCCAACUGCCUAUGACCUAGAAAUAGCAAGGAGUGUGAAGGAGAAGCUUCAUGUUGUAGCUACCAAAGCUUUUGAGUCACCUUAUGAAGGGCUGUCUUCUGUUUCUAUUGGAAACCAAUUUUUAAUUCCACAGUGCCAACUAAGUGAAGUUGUUGAUCCGGGGAAGAAGAAAGUAGAGAAUGCUUUGGCCUGUGAACAAAUUCUAUCACCAAACGAAACCCACAAGAGUAUACUUCUUCCAAUGUGCAUGGAAGGGGGCUUUGUUGAACUUGUCCAUGAUAAGAAGCAGUAUGAACUUCUGGAGCUUUGCAAAUAUUUCCGUCUUCCAUUUAAAGUCAAAGUCUCCUUAAGGGAUCUUUCCAUCCAAGAGGAUAUUUUGGCUGGUAUACCAUGUCUGCAGCUUGAAGAAAAAAUAACAGAUUCGUACUUGUUAAUCAGCACUUUCAGCAACCCCACAGAAAUCUGGGAAGCUCCUGUGCAUCGUUUAAAUAUGUCUUUCCAGUUGCUGAGCAAACAUGCAGAAGAUAUUGUGUGUUUCCCAACAAAGUCUAUUGUGGAAGAGAUUACGGAAGAACAGUAUUACAUGAUGAGAAAAUAUGGAAAUCAAGCCACAAACCCACCUCCCAGACCUCCUAAAACCCAUAAAGUUGAAGAUUCCAAGGCAUAUUUUCUCACUGUACCGACCCAAAGUGCUUGCAGUACACCAGGACCUAGAAAGGUAAGAAGAAUGUUGUGUCUUUUACACAUCCAUAGCUAG